This is a messenger RNA of Ceratina calcarata, 2516 nucleotides long. It is a transcript of the gene OstDelta, whose product is annotated as oligosaccharide transferase delta subunit. Lineage: Eukaryota; Metazoa; Arthropoda; Insecta; Hymenoptera; Apidae. Gene Ontology annotation, cellular component: oligosaccharyltransferase complex; membrane. Gene Ontology annotation, biological process: protein N-linked glycosylation. The coding region runs from base 60 to 2066 and encodes 668 amino acids. The record is from RefSeq and is a predicted model, not a curated record. The transcript is spliced from 11 exons.
UGCCAACGGUGCCAACUACUUCCGGAACGGAGAAUCGUCCAUUUUUCGGUACACGCGCGAUGGGUAAGGUACGAUAUAUUCUCGUAGAGCAACGUCGUAGCCGGCGUUCUCAUCACAGUGAUUUUCCAUUGUUGCUGUUGAUCCUGUUUAUCGUCGCACUAUGUUUUUCGGCCGAAAAAAUAUUGCAGUCAACGAAUUCCUAUUUGACGAUAGCUGAUAGAAUUCACUUAAAAAAGAUACUUGAACCCGGUUUAACUUCCAGUGAUGUGGCUAAUGUGUAUUAUUCUGUUCUUGGAUACAAGUUUCUUGGAGAAACCUUAUCAAACAAACGGGAUAUCUGUGAUUUUUUGACAAAAGCUAUAAAGGAUGACAAUGAUAUCACAGCAGAAAAAGCUUUCUACGUAGCUUCUACUUGGCAGGCAUUAGGAAAUUGUCAAAGCACUCCUCCACCUGACGUCAUAAAGGUGCUCACAAAUGUUGUAGAGAAGGAGACUUCCAGUAUGACAGAAUUGUAUUACGCAGUUAGAGGACUAACUGUUCUAUCUGAAAAGUUAUCACGUGAUAGGAUUGAUAAAGUCAUAAAAACAGUACAAAAUGCACUGCGAAAGGAUGACAGUUUAUGGAACCUGGGCUAUACGUUCCAUAUUGCCUCGGAUCUUGGAACAAGCGGUAUGUUCGCCUUCGAUCGCAUCGAGGACGCCAUUGUUCAGGCUGACGAAAUAAACGGCCAAUAUUUACAAUUCGAAGGUGGCCUCUCAGUAACUAGUCAUCUAGUGAACGGUAUUUUUAAACUUUCCAGCACACUCAAGAAGAGACCACCAUUGACGUCUCAGCAAAUAGUUAAAAUGGCGAAUUAUCUUCUAUCUCGACGUUCAGUGCAGACGCUGAGAGGUGUUACGAGUUUGCUGUCGGCUAUAACAACUUUGGCAAACAACGAGUUUGAGAAACCAGUGUGCAUAACGUUAGCUAAUGGAGAAAUCAGCAUUUCUUCUCAACAACCUCUAGUCACAGUAAAGGUUUGCGACAUACUGGGGAAUCCAUUAACCAGCACGUUCAAAGUGGUCGCUAAUGCAGCAGAGAGAGUCGGGGACGAUGCUACCGCACUCAAUAAACAAACUUUACAGCCGUCGUCAACGGACAAAACGUUGUUCACUCUUAAUUUCAUGGAAACAAAACCGGAACGUGGAUUUUAUAAGAUAACAGUUACAGCGGGGUCGGUGACUAAUACUGUUACGGUAAAAGUUCUUUCCGAAGUAGUGGUUGAUCACUUGGAAAUCGGUACCGCUGAUGCUGAUCAGACCACUCAGCCAAAGCUUACACGGGUGACUUUCCCGGAAAAAUUAUCGCAGAAGAUCGAAGCUGACUCCCAACAGAAAGUAGUUAUGCGAUUUUUGCUUAAGGAUGGUGCUACUAAAAAGCCUAUACGUACGCAUCAAGCAUUCGUUCGGCUCUCUUCUGCGUCUGCUUCGAACGGUGAUAAAAAAGGACGUGAAAUUAUUUUCGUCGCUGAACCAGAUGCGUCGUAUCUUUAUAGAUUCGAUAUGCCGGUGGGACCUGGAGCAGCGAAUUUUGAUUACCAAAGCGGAGACUAUAAUGUAGAAUUGAUCGUGGGCGAUGCAGUAUUGAGCAAUCCUUUCCAGUGGACACUGGCGACGAUUGCUUUAAAAUUCCCUGAGGCGCCCGCGUCCGACCGGGCAGAUAAGGGUGUUCUUUAUAAAUCCAGCGUUUAUACGACGAAACCAGAGAUAAAGCACAUGUUCCGUGAACCUGAGAAAAGACCACCGGUUUACGUCUCGAACCUAUUUACCGGAUUGUGCUUGGCGCCAGUUCUCUUAUUACUCGUAUUAUGGGCAAGACUCGGAGUAAAUAUAUCGAACUUUCCAUUUUCACUUAGCGCUAUCACGUUCCACCUUGGACUGGGAAGUAUCUUCGUGCUUCUCGGUAUCUUCUGGCUGAAGCUGAACAUGUUUGUUACUCUUCGAUGUCUUUUCGGGCUGGGUAUAGUCACAUUCCUCGCAGGCAAUAAAAUGUUAUCACAAAUAGCGCAAAAACAGAAAUUACGCUGAGUACGCUAUACUUUUCUAAGUUAUUCAACAAGAAAGCCAGAGAAAGAUAAGACUGGUGUUGUCAGAACGAAUAAAUCGUUUAAUUGAUAAUGAUGUACGAAUUUGUUGUCAUCACUAAAUAAUGUUUAUUGUUCUCGGUAUUAGUGAAAAUUUCGUUCGGUAUGAGCGACAGCAAUACUAUUUUCCAUCAUUAAAUUGUGGGUCUGCAUUUGUAACGAACUGUUGCGUACGAAUUUUAUUCGUUAAGGAUCAAAGAUCAAUGUAUAUGUGAUGCAAGAAUGCACAAGUACACAAAUUUUCCUCGAUCCUUUCUUUUUUGAUUACAUAUUCCUCAUUCCUAUUUAAUGUUCACGAGUUUGUGUACGUAAAUAUACCACUAAAAAUAAACAUGUAGUUCUCAAUGGUCAACUCGCAACAUGUGUGACAUAAUAAAGACAAUUUUUAAUACGA